AUGCCGGCAACUCUCCGCGAGCAGCGGCAGCGCUGCCGCUGCUCGCGGAGAGGUCCGCGAAGCCUGGGCGCGCUGAUCUCAGCGCGCGCAGGCUUCGGCAUGCCGGCAACUCUCCGCGAGCAGCGGCAGCGCUGCCGCUGCUCGCGGAGAGGUCCGCGGAGCCUGGGCGCGCUGAUCUCAGCGCGCGCAGGCUUCGGCAUGCCGGCAACUCUCCGCGAGCAGCGGCAGCGCUGCCGCUGCUCGCGGAGAGGUCCGCGGAGCCUGGGCGCGCUGAUCUCAGCGCGCCCAGGCUUCGGCAUGCCGGCAACUCUCCGCGAGCAGCGGCAGCGCUGCCGCUGCUCGCGGAGAGGUCCGCGGAGCCUGGGCGCGCUGAUCUCAGCGCGCGCAGGCUUCGGCAUGCCGGCAACUCUCCGCGAGCAGCGGCAGCGCUGCCGCUGCUCGCGGAGAGGUCCGCGAAGCCUGGGCGCGCUGAUCUCAGCGCGCCCAGGCUUCGGCAUGCCGGCAACUCUCCGCGAGCAGCGGCAGCGCUGCCGCUGCUCGCGGAGAGGUCCGCGAGCCUGGGCGCGCUGA
Molecule: messenger RNA, 570 nt
Organism: Podarcis lilfordi (Lilford's wall lizard)
Lineage: Eukaryota; Metazoa; Chordata; Lepidosauria; Squamata; Lacertidae
Source: the annotation of a GenBank genome assembly